Messenger RNA from Boleophthalmus pectinirostris (great blue-spotted mudskipper), 746 nucleotides. RefSeq names its product mitochondrial ribosomal protein S24 (gene mrps24). Gene Ontology annotation, cellular component: mitochondrion. The record is from RefSeq and is a predicted model, not a curated record. The transcript has 4 exons. Gene Ontology annotation, biological process: translation. Lineage: Eukaryota; Metazoa; Chordata; Actinopteri; Gobiiformes; Gobiidae. Bases 165 to 656 code for a protein of 163 amino acids.
AUUUUUGCAAAUAGUUCCCUGUUUCACUUCGUUUAUACAUACAGGCAUUUAUGUAAAGCUUUAUUAUUUACAUGCGUUUGUUUGCUGUAAAAUGGGCAUGGUGCCCAAUAAUGUAAUAAUCAUUUACUAAUACGAGAACUACAACUAUCGGUUUGGAAAUAAUCAUGGCGGCGUCCUUGAGCAGCGCUAGGUUGCUGUGUUUAUCAACCAGGUUCUGCUACGGAAACCGAAGCCUCCACGUCAGUGCUGUGUGCUUCAAGAAUAGAGCGGCUCGUAUUCGUGUUGGCAAAGGAGACAAACCUCUAACUUAUGAACAAGCUAACCCUCCUCAUCAAAUCGGCCAUAGGAAAGGUUGGCUUUCACAGCACACUGGUAACCUGAAAGGAGAGGGUGGAGCUGCAGACCGUACAAUUGAAGAUAUUUUUAUAAGGCGCUUUAUGUUUGGCACAUUUCAUGGUUGCCUUGCCAAUGAGAUUGUGAUCAAAAGGCGUGGAAAUGUGCUUAUAGUGUGUGCUUUAAUGUUACAGAAAUUACCUCCACAGAAGUUUUACUUUUUGAUUGGCUAUUCAGAGUCACUGCUGUCACACUUUUACAAAUGUCCUGUUAAAUUAGAAAUUCAGACUCUGCAGGAUAGACCUGUGUAUAAAUACAUAUAGACUUAGGCAUUGUUGAUUGUCAGAUUUUUUUUCAUGAAAUCUGGAUGAAUUUCAGGUGUGUAAGUAAAAGUUUUCAGUAAUUCAUAUAAA